AUGGCAACAAUAUCUUAUGCAGCAACUACAACUCUGUCUGACACCACAACACCUACUGAUGCAACAACAAUUUUGGCUUCCACAACCAGCACCCCAACAUCCUCAACUAUAGCAACAGCGUCAACAACAACUGAUGCAUCAACCACAACUCUGUCAACCACUGAUGCAUCAACCACAACUCUGCCUGACACCACAACAACUACUGAUGCAACAACAUCUUCGUCAACAACAACUGAUGAAUCAACCACAACUAUGCCUGACACCACAACAACUACGGAUGCAACAACAUCUUUGGCUACCACAACCACCUUUCCAACAUCCUCAACUGUUGAAGCAACCAACAAUUUUGGCUUCCACAACCAUGCCUUCAACAUCCUCAACCGCAGCAUCAACAUUGACAACUGA
Molecule: messenger RNA, 405 nt
Organism: Sinocyclocheilus anshuiensis
Lineage: Eukaryota; Metazoa; Chordata; Actinopteri; Cypriniformes; Cyprinidae
Product: hepatitis A virus cellular receptor 1-like
Exons: 4
Coding region: 1-405 (134 amino acids)
Source: RefSeq, a predicted model, not a curated record